AAUAAGAGAAAGCGCGCAGACGGAGUGAACUGUUCUGAUUGGCUGUGAUUUGUGUUUGAUUAUGUCGCGUCGUGCAGCUGUUUCAGGUUCACUCUGGACAGACAAAUGGCUUGUCACUGUAACCCUGUCGUGUCGCACCUGGUUAGGAAAGGGAUUUAGGAUUAGAAUUUAGAAAAGACCAUUAGCUCAAUAUAAAAACAAUAGAAGUCAAUGGAAAGUCCUCACCGAACCAAACGUCUGUGUCUUUGUCAGAUAGAAACAAAGAGAGCAAGACAGAGAGGGGGAAUCAUAUUUCAUAUUCAAUUUCAAAUCCACGCCUUCUGCCUCUAUAUACCAAUUACGCGGCUUAACUGAAUGUAUAACAUUCAUAUGUGAGUUUAUGCACCUUGCAGGCAAAGUUUCAAGGGAACUGCCACCCACCAGAUCUCCGAGGAGUGAGUAGCGGCAGGAGUAGAAGAGAAGAAAGGACGUUCACGUUUGCCUCAUCUCCACACUACUUUAGUGAAGGUGGAAGAAGCUGAUGGACGUGAUGUUUAAUGCAGACAACUGUUCGCUAACCUGCACGGCCAGUUAGAAUGGUCCGGCUUUGUCGAGGAGACGGAGGAACAUUACAUGUGUUGCCCUGCGUAAGGAAGCAGUGUGAAAGAAGAAGAGAUUUCUAUUGCGCUUAUAGUUCAACGCAUCUGUAGAAUCGCACAUAUCGGUCAAGUCAUGUCUUUUGAAUUCCGAAUACUGAUGUUUGGGAUCGGGACUGCCCUGGUUAUAUUUGUGAUUAUAGCUGAUAUAUCGGAAGUGGAGGAAGAAAUCGCGAACAUUGAGGAUUCACAGAAGUUUCACUUAAAAAGCUUUGUCCUUCAUUCCAACAGAAAUUCAGUCCUGAAUGCUGUUCCUACUUCACUAGUCACGUAUAGAAAGAGCAAAGUCUCUUCUCCAAUUCCACUGCCAGGCAUAAAGAGCAAAACCAGCAAUUCAUCCUCACCAGAAUGGACUUUCAACAGAACUUUGUCUAACCUCAUCAGGAAAAACAUUUUGAGGUUCCUGGAUGCUGAGAGGGACAUCUCAAUUCUUAAGAGAACCUUUAAGCCCGGGGAUGUAAUUCAUUAUAUAUUUGACCGCCAGAGCACCACAAACAUCUCUGAAAACCUGUACCACCUUUUGCCAACGGUGUCUCCCAUGAAGAACCAGCAUUACAAACAAUGUGCCAUUGUAGGGAACUCUGGGAUACUACUGAAUAGCAGCUGCGGCAGAGAGAUUGAUUCACAUGACUUUGUCAUUAGGUGUAACCUGGCUCCAGUGGAGGAGUAUGCGACUGAUGUGGGCCUGCGCACCAGUCUGGUGACUAUGAACCCUUCUGUGGUGCAGCGUGCUUUUCAGGACCUGAACAGUGAGGAGUGGAUACAGCGCUUCGUCCACAGGCUGCAGAGCCUCAGCGGGAGUGUGCUAUGGAUCCCUGCCUUCAUGGCUAAAGGAGGAGAGGAGCGAGUGGAGUGGGUCAUCCGCCUAAUUCUUCUGCAUACCGUGAACGUCCGCACCGCCUUCCCCUCCCUGCGUCUGCUCCAUGCUGUCAGAGGAUACUGGUUGACUAAUCAUGUCCAGAUCAAAAGACCCACCACCGGACUCCUGAUGUACACCAUGGCUACACGCUUUUGUGAUGAGAUCCACUUGUACGGCUUCUGGCCUUUCGCUCACGAUCCUGACGGCAAACCAGUCAAGUACCACUACUACGACACGCUAACUUACCACUACACAUCCAGUGCCAGUCCACACACAAUGCCUUUGGAAUUUAGAACUUUAAGUGCUCUUCACAGACAGGGCGCGCUGCGGCUGCACACGGGACCGUGUAAGCUUCCAACAUGAGCGUUUGCAGCCUCGUUCCAAAUGGUUUCAUACACUGGACCUAUGAGAUGCUGUGGAAAAUAUAGAUUACCUGUAUAAUACAGGUAAAUCUCUGACCAAAUGUAAGAAUGCAAUAUAUGAACGGGGGAGUUUUUUUUUUUUUUUUUUUAAGUUUUCAACCUUAAGGUUGCCAUUGUUUUUGUUCAUAUCCCAUGUUUUUUUUAACAUGUUUCAUUAAGUGUCUUAUUUGUUCAGAUUUUAUGCCAUAUUUGGCCACAAGGUGGAAGCAUAUCUGAGGAUAAAAUGAGAGGCUCUUUUUGUCUUUAGUCUUAGCUUUUUGGGAAAAUUUGUGUAUUUAAAAAAAAAAAAAAAAUUGUCUAAAUUAAGAUUGUCAUUUAUUUGUUGCCUUUACGGUCUAUAUGUCUGUUGAGCCCACAGACAGCCUGACUGAAUGUAGGACUGUUGUCAGUUUUUACAUUUAACAUGAUACAAUUUAGACUUGGAAUGAACAUUUUGGGGUUUUACCACUAUGUUGCUACAUGUGUUCUUCUAGACGAUAUUUUGGACAAUAAUUUAGUGCCUCAAGUAGGAGAUGAUGUUAUGCUGCAUCAUGUGACACUUGAUAAAGUUGCCUUAGAAAGACAUAGUGAGUAGUUUUGUGACUAUUAGCAGGCGUUAAAACUUUUGAAUUAAUGUGCAGUAAUACUUGUGGAACAUGUGAACUGCAACCGUCUGAACACUCUGGUGUAGUUGAACAUGUUUGCACAGUGAGGCAGCUAUCAGAGCGUGUGCAGCCCCACGCUGAGAUACUGUAGUCAAAUCCAGUACACACCCAGCUGUUCACACACACUUGUGUACUCAAGGAUGGUUGACCGUAUAGGGAUGUUCAGUGUGUAAACUUUGGAAUUGGUUAAAGCCACAUAGUAGCGGUGUUUCUGUAUCCAAGGGUUUUGGGUGGUGGGGGAUUUCUUUUGUAUGUGACACGCAUUACAUGUUUAAGUGAAUGUAUUUGUGAUAACUUAUAAGUAAAGAACAUACUGCUGUACUCA
This is a messenger RNA of Onychostoma macrolepis, 2885 nucleotides long. RefSeq names its product ST8 alpha-N-acetyl-neuraminide alpha-2,8-sialyltransferase 2 (gene st8sia2). The coding region runs from base 712 to 1857 and encodes 381 amino acids. Lineage: Eukaryota; Metazoa; Chordata; Actinopteri; Cypriniformes; Cyprinidae. Gene Ontology annotation, molecular function: alpha-N-acetylneuraminate alpha-2,8-sialyltransferase activity. Gene Ontology annotation, biological process: N-glycan processing; oligosaccharide metabolic process. The transcript is spliced from 6 exons. The record is from RefSeq and is a predicted model, not a curated record.